Messenger RNA from Dunckerocampus dactyliophorus (ringed pipefish), 3936 nucleotides. RefSeq names its product CTD (carboxy-terminal domain, RNA polymerase II, polypeptide A) small phosphatase like 2b (gene ctdspl2b). The transcript is spliced from 13 exons. Lineage: Eukaryota; Metazoa; Chordata; Actinopteri; Syngnathiformes; Syngnathidae. The record is from RefSeq and is a predicted model, not a curated record. Gene Ontology annotation, molecular function: phosphoprotein phosphatase activity. Bases 206 to 1627 code for a protein of 473 amino acids.
UUUACCUUGCUGAGCCUGAGCAGAGGCGGGAAAUGGCGCCUGGUAACAACGGUGUGUCAUUACGACGGCCAUUGAGUAGAUAAGGAAAAAGUAUCCCCAGAAGACAAAAACAAUCACUGCCUUUUCUGCGAUGGCUCCCGGGUCGUGAGUCGCUAUUUUCACCCAGCGAGGACCAGAGUGAACCUUACAUGUGACUGCUAAAACGAUGAGGCUGAGAAUGCGUAAGGCGUCUCAGCAACCCAUCCCCAGUCUGGCACCUCGCCCAUCCCGGACCAAGAGACGGCAUUCAGACGUAGAAGAGGACGCUCCUACCAGUGGGAGGGGCCUGUUCUCGACCAUCAAAAAGUUCAUCAGAGGAAAUGCAGUCAAGCAGGAGAACCCGGCCAAGAAGGCGCGUCUCCAAUGUGACGUGGACAAUAACCUAAUCACCUCAACUCCAGACACCAACACCCCUCGCAGCGCCGUCAGUAGGGUUGGCAGGAAGGGCUCCGUCAAUGGAUUGGCAACCAACCAUAACAGGAGCAAGGAGAAGCCCAAUGGCAGUCUGGAGGAGACAACGGCUGCUGAGGUGCCGGCCAGCCCUCCUCGGACAACUCUUCUUGGGACCAUCUUCUCUCCUGUUUUCAACUUCUUCUCACCAGCUAAGAAUGCCUCUCCUGGCUCAGACUCCCCAGACCAAGCACUGGAGGCUGAGGAAAUAGUGAAACAGCUGGAAAUGGAGCAAACUGUAGAAACGGCCACCAGCACCAUCACUUCUACACAGGAGCUAUGUACCACCACAAACUUCUACUCCAGCGUAUCCCAGCUGCCACCUUUGCGGCUUCCUCACAUCCCGGACGUAUGCCCCGCAGCAGAGGAGGAUGACAUUGAUGCUAAUGCUGACCUUCCACCCCUCACUGCUCCAGGCUCAAGUCCAGAAAUGGCAUACAUGAACUCUCCUCCCACCGCAGUACCACCGGAAGCAUCCUAUGAGGAAGAAUGGGAAGUCUUUGACCCGUAUUUCUUCAUCAAGCACGUCCCACCAUUAACUGAAGAGCAGCUCACUCGGAAACCAGCCUUACCAUUAAAGACUCGUAGCACACCUGAAUUCUCUUUGGUCCUCGAUCUGGAUGAAACGUUAGUCCACUGCAGUUUAAACGAGCUGGAGGAUGCAGCACUUACCUUCCCUGUGCUCUUUCAGGAUGUCAUUUACCAGGUAUAUGUGCGCUUGAGACCGUUUUUUAGAGAGUUUUUGGAACGCAUGUCUCAAAUCUACGAGAUCAUCCUUUUUACAGCCUCUAAAAAGGUGUAUGCAGACAAACUCCUCAACAUCCUGGACCCUAAGAAGCAGUUAGUGAGACACAGGUUGUUUCGGGAGCAUUGUGUCUGUGUCCAGGGAAACUACAUCAAGGAUCUUAACAUUCUAGGCAGAGAUCUGUCAAAGACCAUCAUCAUUGACAAUUCACCGCAAGCCUUUGCAUACCAGCUGUCCAACGGUAUUCCCAUUGAGAGCUGGUUUAUGGACAAGAAUGACAGUGAGCUGCUGAAGUUAGUGCCCUUCCUGGAGAAGCUGGUUGAAAUGAACGAAGAUGUGCGUCCACAUGUUCGGGAGAGGUUCCGUCUUCACGACCUGUUGCCUCCGGAUUGAACUCCAGUCUCUCAGACAGGGACAGCAAGGAAGGACUGAAAACCAAGUGUGUAAAAAGCCUUUGCCAUUGCUUCAAUUUUGUUUUUAUUUUUUUAACACUAUCCAUUCAAAAGAAAAGCAUUUUCUGUGUGAAUUUUUCUAAGAAGCCCAGAAUUUUUUUUGACUCUCCAGUUGUGGAGCGGACUUUGGUCUCCACGCGAAAGCAAGGUUUUGGUGCUUGCUAAGUGGAUGUAAAAAGGCCACCUGUUAUGGGAAACCCGAGGUGCUGAACCCAACUUAACCUCUGGUGCUGAAGCUGUUGACACUCCAGUCUCCACAGGAAGGACUGGCUUGUAAAUCAAUACGUGCGUCGCUGUUCACUCCUGUUGUGUUUCGCAAAACUGUAGCCUUUAUAAUCAUAUGCAUUCCACCCUAGCUGAAAACUUUGCUGUUUUGUUUUGUUUUUUUUUAAUGAUUUUAAUUAGCAUUUCUACGUUUUAUCUUUGUAAGGUGUUUUAGAAGGGGGUCUAACUGUCAAAUCAGUGUGAGCCAACUCUGGUUUAGCUUUGUUGUGGACAUUAAUUGUUAGGUUUAAGAAUCUUCAUAUGUAAAUCUGACAGCGUAUGGUUUGAGGGCAUUCAUGUUUGAAGUGCUUCGUGUUGACGUUAACAGUAUUUGAUUUGUCUGGAAACAGUAUUGUCUUUCACGCUUAAUCAAGUAUUGGGACUUAGUCAGAGCCGUUUAUUUCUUUAGUUGUCAUUUGAUGGCUGUACGAUAAUGUAGCAUGGCCAGUGUCUUCUGACAUGUGGUUUAGAACCUCAACCAGCCACAUCUGGCACCAGCAUCAUCUCCCCGCGCGUUUCCUACUGUUUUCGAGAUUUAAAAGAUUGUCUGUGCGCGUGGGUCGAUCCUUUUCACCACUGACACAUCAAUAUUUUGCAUUAUGUGGAAGCAAGCCCCUUUUCUCCACUAAAAGAAAAAAAUCGGAUAAGUGAUCAUUAUGAGAUUAAAAGUCGAAAUUAUGAGAUAAACGUCAUGAGAUAAUGUCGAUGUUAUGAGAUAAAAAGUUAGAAUUAUGAGACAAGUUGAAAUUACGAGGAAAAAAGUCGAAAUUAUGAGAGUCGUAAUUAUGAAAUAACAGUCAUAUUUAUGAGAGAAAAUGUCAUGAGAUAAAAGUCAAAAUUAUGAGACUUUUCACCUCAUGAUUUUGAUUUUAUCUCAGAAUUUCAACAUUUUUUCCUCAUAAUUUUGAUUUACCAUUGGGGAUAUUUUUUUUUUUUCAGAGGUGGAAAUGGGCCAUAGCAUUAGGUUUGUAUCAAAGUGCUUUUUUUGUUAUGGUGAGAUGGAAAGAGACAAUCAGACCCCAUCGUUGAGAACACCGCACAUUGCUGCACGUUUGUGUACUUGUAUUCAUUUGGAGAUAGAUUUUUACACAGCUGGAUCCUGAUUGAGUCUGUUCUGUUCUGUUGAACACAGGCGGUUAUCAGAGAUGGCCACCAUCUGUUCCGCACCGGCCCGGCUUUUUGCCGUUUGCAUCACGUUAGUAUCGCUCCAAGAAUCGGAUUCAGCUUGUGUGUAUCAUACAAGCGCAGCAGGCCACAGUGGUAUUCCUGUGUACUGUUGCGUACACGUCCAGACGAUGAAUGUAAAUUGUGCGUAAGUGGAAGUCUCAGGUGUCUUUCCUCAGUCUUUAUGAUGUUUCUAUUGUCAACAACCUGAACAAAUAGGCUUUGGAGGUUUUAAAGUGGAGCUUGAAACAUUGUGGAGAAAAAGGAGAUGUACCUGGAGACCCCCACGGUGGUGCCCCUAGCAGCCAGACUGUGUGAGGUUCAUCUGAGUGGUGAGUUUGUUUCUGAGGAAUCACUAAGAGGCAUUUCAUCUAGCUCCUUUUUACGUGCAUUACCUGUUUAUUGUACACUCAGAGUGGUUCAAUACAAGCAGCCUCAUAUUUAAAAAAUUAAAAAAAAAAAAUCCUUUAAGGAAAAAAAAUGUAUCUUUUGAUUUUAAAAAGGCAUGUCAAAAGAUAAAUUUUACAUCAGAGCUCCCCCCUCCCUGGAAAGUAAUUGUGUAGUUUAGCACAAUGUCACCAAACUGUUCAACUUAGCAUGUAGUUUUAACGGGGGAGCUUUUGCUACAGAAAAGAGUCAAAUAGUCCAUUUCUUUUUUUCCACAGUAUCUGUUAAGCCAUUUUACUUGCAAGAAAUAUUUGUGCUCAAGAUGUAUUUAAAAUGUUUUAAGACAUCUUUGUAAACCGCCAAGCUAUAUACUAUUGUAAAGUGUAUAUAAAGUUACAUUGAAUUUCUGAAACAAAGUUUUAAAAGUUAAAAACC